Molecule: messenger RNA, 3818 nt
Organism: Esox lucius (northern pike)
Lineage: Eukaryota; Metazoa; Chordata; Actinopteri; Esociformes; Esocidae
Gene: flot1b
Product: flotillin 1b
Exons: 12
Coding region: 264-1544 (426 amino acids)
Biological process (GO): protein kinase C signaling; regulation of receptor internalization; positive regulation of cell junction assembly
Cellular component (GO): plasma membrane
Source: RefSeq, a predicted model, not a curated record
UCCAUUCGACUCGAUUCAGUCUAGUACAGCACUUAUAUUAUCAGGUAACGAAGGUCUGUUUGACCACCAGAGGACGUUAUUUACAUUCCAUUAUUUUCCUAUGCAGGGGCGUGUUUAGCAUUCGAGUAAAACAUUUUUCCCAUUCCGGUAAAAGGGGCAAUUGCUUACUGGCUGUAUUUACAUUUUUUGUAGUUUUCUACGAUUCAAUAAAACAGCAAGUUCCCUGUUUAGGAAGAAACGAUUGCUCCUGAGCCCAAAUCAAAAUGUUCUACACGUGUGGACCUAAUGAAGCAAUGGUGGUGUCUGGCUUUGGUCGCUCUCCUCCUCUAAUGAUUGCUGGAGGAAGAGUGUUUGUCAUUCCCUGCAUUCAACAGAUUCAGAGGAUUACUCUGAACACCCUGACUCUGAAUGUGAAGAGUGAUAAGGUGUACACGCGUCAUGGAGUCCCCAUAUCUGUCACUGGCAUCGCCCAGGUGAAGAUCCAGGGUCAAAACAAGGAGAUGCUGGCCACGGCCUGUCAGAUGUUCAUGGGGAAGUCUGAGGCUGAGGUCUCCAACAUCGCCCUGGAAACACUGGAGGGUCACCAGAGGGCCAUCAUCGCCCAUCUGACUGUGGAGGAGAUCUACCAGGACCGUAAGAAGUUCUCUGAGCAGGUGUUCAAGGUGGCCUCCUCUGACCUGGUCAACAUGGGCAUUGGAGUGGUCAGCUACACGCUCAAAGACGUUCACGAUGACCAGGACUACCUCACCUCCCUGGGUAAAGCCAGAACAGCUCAGGUGCAGAAGGAUGCUCGGAUCGGGGAGGCGCAGUACAAACGGGACGCGGUGAUCCGGGAAGCCCAGGCCAUGCAGGAGAAGGUUUCGGCCCAGUAUGUCAACGAGAUUGAAAUGGCCAAAGCCCAGAGAGACUACGAGCUGAAGAAAGCCUCCUACGACUACGAAGUCAACACCAAGAAGGCGGAGUCUGAGAUGGCCUAUCAGCUUCAGGUGGCUAAGACCAAGCAGCAGAUUGAGGAGGAGACCAUGCAGGUCAAGGUGGUGGAGAGGUCUCAGCAGAUCCUGCUGCAGGACCAGGAGAUCACCCGCAAGGAGAUGGAGCUGGAGGCCAAGGUCAAGAAGCCUGCGGAGGCUGAGAGAUACCGGCUGGAGAAACUUGCAGAAGCCCAGCGUUCACAGCUCAUCCUUGAGGCCGAGGCAGAGGCAGAGUCCAUCAGAAUGAGGGGCGACGCUGAGGCGUUUGCUCUGGAGGCCAAGGGUCGUGCCGAGGCGCAGCAGAUGGCCAAGAAGGCUGAGGCCUUCAAACAGUACGGGGAGGGAGCCAUGGUGGACAUGCUGCUGGAAAAACUACCACUGAUAGCAGAAGAGAUCAGCAAGCCCCUGUCCAUGGCCAACAAGGUUACCAUGAUUUCCAGUGGGGGUGGGGAGGUGGGCGCGGCCAAGCUGACAGGAGAGGUGAUGGACAUCAUGACCAGGCUACCAGCUGCUGUGGAGAAACUUACCGGAAUCAACAUCUCACAGGUUGGCCUGUCCACCCGUAUGGGCUGAGAAUAUAACCCUGAGAAACUGCACAUACUGCCUCCUAGUGCCUAUAAUCACUGUUCCUGGUGUCUGUCUGUCUGUCCUCUACUCCUUGUUUCCUGGCUCUUUUUUUUUUAAAUCUAAAAGCACAGGUUGGGUAAAACCAUGUUGGGUGGUUGCUUUCUCCUUUUCGUUCAUAUCUCUGAAAGAUGAGCUUGGAUGAAGGAAAAAAGGCCACCUAAUUGUUUUUAAUCUCUCUUCCAAGCCUGCAAGCAAGUUCAUCUGUCCAUUACAAAGUUGGUCCAUACAGACAAACAAAUCAAUUUCUGACUGUCAUAUAUUUUAUUAUAGUUGUUAUAAUUCAUAGAUUUGUAUUUAACAUGCAAUGGAUGUGGUUGAAAAACAGAUUUCAUUAUUAGUGCCUUUUUAUUGUUCAUAAGAAAUAAUCGAAAGCUGCCUGUUGAGGUUCUGUUAGCCAGCUCAAAUAGCGUUAUUUUUAGGUCAGGGGUUGGCAGCAGGUGUCCAGGAUUGAACUAUAUUUUUCAUGUAGUCAUAUCCCCCUUAACAUCCACUGACAAACAUCGUCUGUGGCUUGCCCACCCUUUCUAGGCAGUCUGCCUUGCUGUCAUUGUUGGCUUGCUAGUUGCUAUCAGUUACUUUGAGAUGUUUUAUUUAUCACCAAUGAAAGAAAUGCCCUUUACCUUUACUGUGAACUUAUUGUACAUUACAAGUUUUUUUUUUUUAUCAGAAUUGAGAAUUUCACUUAUGUUAAUACACACAUUCUGUCUUUCAGUUGGCAUGCUUUGCACAUGUCUUACAGUGGUCUAGUAGCUCAGUAAGUAUGAACCUGGUAGAAUAAGACUGCUCCCCUAGCAAUAGACCCUAGAUCAGUCUACAGAUAUUUCCAAGCUAAUAGAAGCUGUAAAAGCUGUAGAAUGCCCUGUGCCUUGCCUUUAAGUGAAAUUACUCAUAUCAAUUCAAAACAUAUUACAAAACAAACCAAGUGAUAUGUUGACUGCUGGCUUUUCUAUGUUUUAUUUAAAGUUAGAUGGGCUUUUUGACUAUGAAAUCACUGGAACGAUUCAGCAAACAAACUAUUUUCUCUGUUGGUAAACAACUAGGAUCGACACAGAGUAACUGAUGGAAACCAUUGUCUUGAAGGAGAGUAUUUUCUGUAUGUUACUGACAAGUGAUUGAAAGGGAAGUGGUUAAAGGAGGCUGGGUUUUUUCCAACCUCAGACGUGUCAGUCAAGGUCAGGUGUAUUGUCAGUUUGUGCAUGAUGCAUGUGAUGUAUGAGGGGAAGAUGACUGGAGCAAGUAGGUUAAUGGCUGUAUCUUACGCAAUUGUCUAAGGUGUUUCAGUGUAACAAAGAGAGUGCAAGUAGGGCAAAGAAAGGCACAAAGGAGCAGGGACUGUCGUUACAGAACUGUCGUUACAGAACUGUCGUUACAGAACUGUCGUUUCAGAACUGUCGUUACAGAACUGUCGUUACAGAACUGUCGUUACAGAACUGUCGUUACAGAACUGUCGUUACAGGACUGUCGUUACAGAACUGUCGUUACAGGACUGUCGUUACAGAACUGUCGUUACAGAACUGUCGUUCCAUUAUAUGGCCUGGUCAGAUGGUGUAUACAGGCUGCUGUCGUAGACAAUAGACAUUUUAAUCACAUAUGUGUUGAAUAAUCAGGUGCUAUCAUUACAUAUCUGAAUAUUAGCAUUGAGAUGGCCUGUUUUCUCAUUCUGCCAAUCACAUCCCUGUUCGAUCCCUUUGUUGUAGGGGUUGCAGUUGUCCAGGACCAUAAAAAUAGAAUACAUCAUUCUGUUACUCUCCACUCAGGAUUUCAUUUUUUUUCUUUCUACUUUGAGUAACCCAAAUCUACUCCACAUUCUGGCUGCUGUCUAUGUCUUCUGUCACAGGUAGCCUUAUACUUCCUUACUAAGUUGGAAGCUUUCUCUCUGCCUUAAAUGUUACCACUGGUUAAACAUGAUAUAUUACCCUUGUACCCGACCAAUAGAGGCAUGCAUGCUAUGUCCUCAUACUAUGAACGAAAACCAAUUAGCCAAUAUAAUGACAUCAUACUGCAGAAAUAUGAAGUCAUUGAUUAGACUUUAAACGUUUGGGAAGUACUCUAGCUGCUCUUAGUUAAAUGUGAUUUAUUUGAUUGUAUUCUUAUAUGCUUUGUAAACUUGCCAAAAUAGUGACUGGCCUUCUGUGUAGUGUAAACCUUGUAUGCAAGUGCAGUGAGUUAUGUGGAAAUAUAUUUGGAAGGAAAUUAUUACAUAUUGAUACUCAACUCAAA